AAAGAAGAUAUUUUUUUCAAGGUUAAAGUUAGUCUGAAUUGCCGGAACACCAGAUAUCCUUCAGUCUGACAUUCAUUUCCCCUUUUUGAAGUGAAAUUUCCAUCUCGGCAGACGAUUUUUGAUUUCUUUUAAGAUUAGCCAUCAGUGCAACUUCCAUCAUGACUACUGUAAAGAAGAGACCAAGAUAUGCAAAAAUGAAUGGCAUAAUCUAUCCAGAAAUGUUUUCUCCAAAAUGCUUCCGUGAGGCAAUGGAAUACAAACCAAAACCUGGGGAUAUUUUCAUCAACACAUACCCUAGAUGUGGCAGCACUUGGAUGCAGAAUGUGGCCAUGUGCAUCUUUCGUAAAGGCAAAGAGUUAGAUAAUCCUUCGGAUUACUUACAGUGCUCGCCUUUUAUCGACAUGCUUGGACAGGAAGCCAUCGAUAAAAUGCCAAGACCAGGAGCUUUCAAAACUCACUUGCCUUAUUCACAUCUGCCUUAUUCCCCAGAUGCCAAGUACAUUUUUGUGACUCGUAACCCUAAAGACUGCUGCGUUUCUUUAUAUCACCAUGCUAGAAACAAACCAGCUUUUGCAUACGAAGAUGGAGAGUUUGAUGACUUCUUCGAACUUUUCAUGACUGGCGAACUGGAAUACAACGAUUACUUCGACCAUUUGCUGGGUUGGUAUCCACAUCGAAAUGAUCCGAAUGUAUUCUACACCACUUAUGAAAAUAUGAAGAAGGACAUCAGAGAAGUCAUUGUCAAACUCUCCAAAUUCCUAGGUCAGGAAUACAGAGAUGCUAUUGAAAAAGAUAAUAAUGUGUUCAAUGAUAUUAUACAUUUCAGCGGAUUGGAAUAUAUGAAGAAGCUGUUAUCUGAUGUUUGGAGUACAGACAAAAAGGAAGAACAUGGUGGCUGGAUGUUUGCAGGACUUCAAUAUAUGAAUGAUUUUAAAAAAUUACUAAGCCCUCCAAAAAAUCUUCCUCGACAAAAGCAAGUACUGCACGUAAGGAAAGGAAUGAUUGGAGAUUGGAAAAACUACUUUUCUGAUGAACAGAAUAAAAGGUUGAAUAAUAAAUUCAUCGCCAAAUUGAAAGACACAGAAGUUAUACAGUGGUAUCCCUUAGAGUAAAUUAUUCGGUAGCUCUGCUUUUAGACUGAUAUAUGCGUAGUUAUUAUUGAAUAAUUGCAUUUAUAGAAUGCCCAGCCUAAUCACAGAUCAGAAGGUAAUUUUUAAACCAUUUAGUGAAAUGAUUCUAAUUGGAAAAAAAUUAAAUGAUGAAAAUAAUCAUAUUCGUAUUGUUUGAGACAAUAAAUGUAUUUUUUUUAAAAUUAUAAUGUUAAAAGUUUUAUGCAGUUUCUUGAUCCUAUAAGUUGUAUAAAUAAAUUGUUAUUAAUGCUUUGAUAUUUUAAACAAACAAAAGUUACACACUUCUGCAACUAAAAUAAUACUUUUACAAUUUGAAUAACACUUUUUAAUUAAUAUUAACCUUCAGAGAUUAGGAAUAUAAGUAAUGAAUUUACGAAAAGAGUAAUACGAAUUAGAAUAGAAUCGAAUAUUACGAAUAGAUAAAGUGUCCGAAUACUUUUUUGACCGCUAUACAUUAUGAUUCUCUUAAAAACUAGAAUACUAUUUCAUGUGUUGUUAAAUAUUAUCAAUGCAUUUGAAUUUCUCUGAAUCUUGAUUGAAAGAUUUUAAACUUUUUUAUUAGAGUAAUUCUACGAUUAGAAUUAGACAUGUUGUUCUCUUUUAUCUUAUCAUACGGUUAUUCUUAAAUUUAUUGUAAAUGUGUCAAUGAAUUUAUGAAAAAUUAAUGAAAUUAAUACUAUUGAUUUCUUGGAACUGCAUUUCUUGAGCAAUAAAUAGAAUUAUACCUA
Argiope bruennichi is the source of this 1858-nucleotide messenger RNA. RefSeq names its product sulfotransferase ssu-1-like. The transcript has 2 exons. The record is from RefSeq and is a predicted model, not a curated record. Gene Ontology annotation, biological process: sulfation. Gene Ontology annotation, cellular component: cytoplasm. Gene Ontology annotation, molecular function: sulfotransferase activity. The coding region runs from base 159 to 1112 and encodes 317 amino acids. Lineage: Eukaryota; Metazoa; Arthropoda; Arachnida; Araneae; Araneidae.